GCUCCCCAAAUCGAGGAAUCUCGUUCGUGGUCUGCCGCCGUUCCGCUCACUGCAUCGCCGUACUACACCCCUUCCGUUCUGGCACAAACGCACAGCCCCAAAGUACAGUCGCCCCGACAACCAACUUCCUGGUCGUUUCUGCCAUCCUCCGAUACUGGAUCGACCAACCCAUCUCCGACCACUAUCCGGUCGACCCACCAGCCCGAUAUCAAGACGCAACUUCAGUCAUCCUCUGUAAACAGGCCCGAGCCCGAGUCCGAGUCCGAGCUCUCCAACUUCACCUCUUCUGGUCCCGCCUUCCUCUCGGACGCAGCGUCAAGAAGCGGCCUGAACACUGGCGCAAAAGCCGUCUACAUCAACCUCUUCAACGAGCAGUCCUUGGUCUGCCCAACUGCAAGCGACUCUUACAGCCCCCCUCCGACCUACCUCGUAAAGACCCCCGGAGACGGCGACGGCAAAGGCGCAGUGUACCAGAGCUGUGAGGCCAGAGACCUCUGUCAAACGAUGUUUACUGCAGAUUCCGCUCCUGUCGGAAGGAUCUCUACCUUUUCUAUCCUCCGUCCGAUCGCAUUCUGUCAUGGCCAGACGCUUCACGAACCGAUAGAUGAGGCUGCAUCACAACAUAGCUUACGGGUGAGUGAUCCUUGUUCCAUAAAGACACACUAUGUUCCUAGUUAUCCCAUCAUCAUCACCAACAUUCGGCCUCGAACCAGGAAUAUUAGACCAUCGAUUGGUUUGGGCUUUCUUUCAUCCGAGCCAUUUACCAACCUCAUUCUCAUGGUUCACUUGUCCUCCGAGAGUAAAGGGACACAAAACCGUCAGGCGUCCAUGACCCGACGCUCCGUGAUGGAUGUGUUUCAACCGACUUUCGAGUCCUGGCUCCCGCGAGGCGACGUUCUGCCCGAGUCCAACUGCUGUAGUGAACCAGACCGUAGGCUGAUGGAAGUGGCCCUUCCCGACACGGUGACACCGUCGCUGUCGUCAGCUGCCGAGACGAUGCUGCGUGUUCCGAGCCGGCUGGAGAUCGGACUAGGAUCCCGGGUCAGCCAAGAUCUGACCUCCGCAUCCGACUCAGGAAGAGGCUGGUCCGACGAAGAGGCCAGUUGCCAAAAAACCCUCGGACAGGAGGCUGAUCUUCUCGCCUCGGCCCAGCUACCGUUUGUCCGCACCGUCCUCGGCCGGGAGGCCAGCCAACCCUCUUCCGCAUCGCCGUCCAGCGCUCACAAGGGCACUCAAAAAGUCUAUGCAAUCGGUGAACUUACUGCUGGCCAUUGA
This is a messenger RNA of Protopolystoma xenopodis, 1275 nucleotides long. Lineage: Eukaryota; Metazoa; Platyhelminthes; Monogenea; Polystomatidea; Polystomatidae. The record is from the annotation of a GenBank genome assembly.